AUGCGAUCAUCGGGCCCUAAACGUCCUCUAGGCCUCCGAUGGCGUGCCAACAGCCUCUUCAUCCUCACCACCGUGGCAGUCGGUAUGUUCACGGACUUGUUUCUGUAUGGCCUAGUCGUCCCAAUCCUGCCAUUCAUGCUCAAAGAGCGAAUGGGCCUCGCUGAUGACAAGAUCCAAUCCUACGUCUCUGGCCUCUUGGCCGCCUAUGCAGGUGCUAGUGUCAUCUUCUCAAUUCCCGUGGGUAUUGUCGCCGACAGGACUAACGCGCGCCGGACUCCCUUCCUGUGCGGCCUUGCUGCCUUAUUGGCCGCAACGCUCAUGUUGGCCCUUGGCCGUAACAUCGCCAUGCUGGUUGUGGCGAGGAUUCUCCAAGGCACCAGUGCCGCAGUUGUCUGGACGGUCGGGUUGGCUAUGGUGCUGGACACUGUCGGACCGAACCAUCUUGGAAAAGUGAUCGGAUCGAUUUUCUCCUUCAUUUCUGUUGGCGAGCUUGCAGCCCCUGUCCUAGGCGGAGUUCUGUAUCGGAAAACGGGUUAUCUUGGAGUUUUCGGUCUGGGCUCGGCAUUACUCGCUGUCGAUUUCCUUCUGCGGGUAUUAGUGGUCGAGACGAAAGUCGCAGUCAAGUACGAAGAGGAGCAUGGCAAUGUCAGUUCACCAGAGUCCCAGGACCAAGACCCUGCAACAAUGAGUGCUAGCCCCGGACGCGCCAGAGGUGUCCAUCAGCGAGGUAGUACCCGUCACGGAACAAGGGGCAUUGGUAUCCGCUCGCACAAUGGCAACAACAAAGACAGCAGCGAGGAAGAUGCCCUGUUGCCCAAAAAGGCGCGAGGGAGAGGAGGAGCUGAUGAUGAUGAUGACGACGACGACGUCGACCUUUGUCAUUAUUUUAUUCCUCCAGAGAGUCAGAACGGAUUAAUUCGAGCCAUGCCCAUUCUGUACUGUCUUGGCGACGCACGCCUCCUCGUGGCUCUACUGCUUGCCUUCGUCCAAGCCUUUUUGCUGGCCACGUUUGACGCAACCAUCCCGACCGAGGCCCAAAGUCUCUUCGACUUCGACUCGCUGCAAGCCGGUCUUUUGUUCAUCGCCCUCGACAUUCCGUACCUGCUCUGUGGGCCUAUUGCAGGCUGGGCGGUCGACAAGUACGGCACAAAGCCGGCCUCAGUGCUCGGAUUCGGGUAUCUCGUCCCCACGCUCAUCCUGCUCCGUCUUCCCACCAUGCAAGUCGACCAGAAUCACAACCACAACAAGAUCAUCGCUUACUGCGCUCUACUGGCUCUCAACGGCAUCGGUCUGGCUGCAAUCGGAUCCCCCAGCAUCGUCGAGGCCAGCGCCGUCAUGCAAAAGUACGCCAAGGCGAACUCGGCUCUCUUCGGCCAGAACGGGCCCUACGCUCAGCUCUAUGCGUUCAACUCCGUCGUCUUCAGCGCCGGCUUGACCAUCGGUCCGGUCGUCAGCGGCGCCCUCCGCGACCGCAUCGGAUACGCCGACAUGAACGCGGCGGUCGCGGCCGUUUCGGGCUUGGCCGCCCUUCUGUCGUUCUUGUAUGUCGGUGGAAAGCCAAAGUUGACCUUGAACUGGCGCCGUGUGUUGUUGACCUUCGGUACAAAGGCACCCCUCAACGACAGAGACGGAUAG
Molecule: messenger RNA, 1635 nt
Organism: Exophiala dermatitidis NIH/UT8656
Lineage: Eukaryota; Fungi; Ascomycota; Eurotiomycetes; Chaetothyriales; Herpotrichiellaceae
Exons: 2
Coding region: 1-1635 (544 amino acids)
Biological process (GO): transmembrane transport
Molecular function (GO): transmembrane transporter activity
Source: RefSeq, a predicted model, not a curated record